Lontra canadensis (Northern American river otter) is the source of this 1509-nucleotide messenger RNA. RefSeq names its product oligodendrocyte transcription factor 2 (gene OLIG2). The coding region runs from base 85 to 1224 and encodes 379 amino acids. NCBI's taxonomy places the organism in Eukaryota, Metazoa, Chordata, Mammalia, Carnivora, Mustelidae. Gene Ontology annotation, biological process: neuron differentiation; myelination; oligodendrocyte cell fate specification. The transcript is spliced from 2 exons. The record is from RefSeq and is a predicted model, not a curated record. Gene Ontology annotation, molecular function: DNA-binding transcription factor activity; protein dimerization activity.
UUCCCCGCCCCCGCCUCGGCCACCGCCGCCACGGUCGUCGCCGCCACCGGGCUAUAAAAACCGGCCGAGCCCCGAAAGGUGCGGAUGCUUAUUAUAGACCAACGCGACCUCAGCGCCCGGAGUCCGGUUCUCCGCUGCGACUUUGGGGAACGAACUCCUCUCAUUGCAUCCACAGAGGCGUGCUUAAAGCUCCGAGGGCCGGGGAAGGGAGGGCAGACCCUGCGAAAGCUGCGACUACCUUUCAGGGCCAUGGACUCGGACGCCAGCCUGGUGUCCAGUCGCCCGUCGUCGCCAGAGCCCGAUGACCUUUUUCUGCCGGCCCGGAGCAAAGGCAGCGGAGGCAGCGGCUUCACGGGCGGCACAGUGUCCUCGUCCACGCCGAGCGACUGCCCGCCGGAGCUGAGCGCAGAGCUGCGCGGCGCCAUGGGCGCGGCGGGCGCGCACCCCGGGGACAAGCUGGGCGGCGGCGGCUUCAAGUCAUCCUCGUCCAGCACUUCGUCGUCCACUUCCUCAGCGGCCGCGUCGUCCACCAAGAAGGACAAGAAGCAGAUGACAGAGCCCGAGCUGCAGCAGCUACGCCUCAAGAUCAACAGCCGCGAGCGCAAGCGCAUGCACGACCUCAACAUCGCCAUGGACGGGCUGCGCGAGGUCAUGCCUUACGCGCACGGCCCGUCGGUGCGCAAGCUCUCCAAGAUCGCCACGCUGCUGCUGGCGCGCAACUACAUCCUCAUGCUCACCAACUCGCUGGAGGAGAUGAAGCGACUGGUGAGCGAGAUCUACGGCGGCCACCACGCCGGCUUCCACCCGUCCGCCUGCGGUGGCCUGGCUCACUCGGCGCCUCUGCCCGCCGCCACGGCGCACCCCGCGGCCGCCGCGCACGCAGCACACCACCCCGCAGUUCACCACCCCAUUCUGCCUCCCGCCGCGGCCGCCGCCGCCGCCGCCGCCGCCGCGGCCGCCGUGUCCAGUGCCUCCCUGCCUGGCUCCGGCCUGUCGUCGGUCGGCUCCAUCCGGCCCCCGCACGGCCUUCUCAAGUCCCCGGCGGCGGCGGCGGCGGCGGCCCCGCUGGGGGGCGGGGGCGGCGGCAGCGGGGGCAGCGGCGGCUUCCAGCACUGGGGCGGCAUGCCCUGUCCCUGCAGCAUGUGCCAGGUGCCGCCGCCGCAUCACCACGUGUCGGCCAUGGGAGCCGGCAGCCUGCCGCGCCUCACCUCCGACGCCAAGUGAGCGGGCCGGCGCCGGCGCGAUCUGGCGAGCAGAGGGACCCGGAGGCUGCGGGCAAGCAAGGACUGGCGGCGCCGGGGGCCCGGGAGCUCAGCUCGGAGGAGCGCGGGACCUUGGGCUGGGGCUGGGGCUGGGGGUGGGGGUAGGGGCAAUGGGGAGGACACCCGCGCUGGGGAACCGAAGCAACGUGGUGGGGAGGUGGGGCGCACCGAACAGUGGGGAGGGAGAGGGGCGUUCUUUCUGGGACCUAGCUCAGCCCCCCUCUCUGGCUUUAAGCAGCGCUGCUCG